Messenger RNA from Pelobates fuscus (common spadefoot toad), 905 nucleotides. RefSeq names its product KDEL endoplasmic reticulum protein retention receptor 2 (gene KDELR2). Gene Ontology annotation, biological process: endoplasmic reticulum to Golgi vesicle-mediated transport; protein retention in ER lumen. The record is from RefSeq and is a predicted model, not a curated record. NCBI's taxonomy places the organism in Eukaryota, Metazoa, Chordata, Amphibia, Anura, Pelobatidae. Bases 176 to 814 code for a protein of 212 amino acids. Gene Ontology annotation, molecular function: ER lumen protein retrieval receptor activity. The transcript has 5 exons. Gene Ontology annotation, cellular component: membrane; cis-Golgi network; endoplasmic reticulum.
CUGACUCCCGGCAUGCACUGGGCGCGCUGCAGUUAGGCCACGUCCCCGGGCCACGUAGCUUGGCGCUCGCCAUUUUAACGGAUUGAAGCCAUCGGCUGCAGCGUCAGAGCGAGCUCCGCGGUCCCUGGGUCACCUGUCCUCUCCCUCAGCAGGACACACAGCACCAGCCGCCAACAUGAACGUCUUCAGGCUGAGCGGAGACCUGUCCCACCUCACCGCCAUCAUCAUCCUCCUGCUCAAGAUAUGGAAGAGCCGGUCCUGUGCCGGUAUUUCUGGGAAGAGUCAGCUCCUCUUUGCAUUAGUGUUCACUACUAGAUACCUGGAUCUCUUUACAUCCUUCAUUUCAUUGUACAACACCUCUAUGAAGCUGAUCUAUAUUGCCUGCGCAUAUGCUACAGUGUAUCUGAUAUACAUAAAAUUCAAGGCCACCUAUGAUGGAAACCACGACACAUUCAGAGUAGUGUUUCUUGUUGUUCCUGUUGGGGGGCUGUCAGUCCUUGUGAAUCAUGAUUUCUCUCCUCUUGAGAUCCUGUGGACUUUCUCUAUUUAUUUGGAAUCUGUGGCCAUCCUCCCCCAGCUGUUCAUGAUAAGUAAAACAGGUGAAGCAGAAACCAUCACCACUCAUUACCUGUUCUUUUUGGGUUUGUACCGUGCCUUAUAUCUCUUCAACUGGAUUUGGCGCUUCUUUUUUGAGGGAUUCUUCGACCUGAUUGCAGUAGUGGCAGGUGUGGUGCAGACCAUCCUGUACUGUGACUUCUUCUACUUGUAUGUUACAAAAGUACUAAAGGGAAAGAAGUUGAGUUUGCCAGCGUAAGUGCCAAAACUUUGGACCAGCGGCUGUCCUCUUCAGCAGUUGGACAGAACAAUCCUCUACCAUGAGUGAAGGUGUAAGAUGCCUGAAGCAG